Messenger RNA from Stylophora pistillata, 2373 nucleotides. Its product is annotated as endoplasmic reticulum resident protein 44. Gene Ontology annotation, cellular component: endoplasmic reticulum membrane; endoplasmic reticulum-Golgi intermediate compartment. Lineage: Eukaryota; Metazoa; Cnidaria; Anthozoa; Scleractinia; Pocilloporidae. The record is from RefSeq and is a predicted model, not a curated record. Gene Ontology annotation, biological process: protein folding. Gene Ontology annotation, molecular function: protein disulfide isomerase activity.
AUAGACUGCCGUGUCAGUAAGCCGCCGGGAAACAUGACUUACUUUUAGACUCCCUUACUAAAUUAUUUUGCAAAUUCUUUUGUUUAGAGAUGUUGAGAUCGUCGCAGAUGUGGUUUGUUUGCCUUUUAGUGGCUGUACUUCAUUUUCCCAGCUCGUUUUGUGGCCAUGUGGUGCAGCUUAAUAGUCAAAAUUUCGAUCAAACACUAGCAAAUAAUAAACUGGUUUUCAUAAAUUUUUACGCCGAUUGGUGUAGAUUCAGUCAAAUGAUAGCUCCAGUUUUUGAACAAGCAUCUGAUCUUGUCCAUGAAGAAUUUCCAAGUGGCGUUGUGUUUGGUAGAGUGGACUGUGAGUCAGAACAGGAAAUUGCACAGCGAUUUCACAUCACCAAAUAUCCAACUUUAAAGAUGUGGAGAAAUGCACAGGUUGCUAGAAGAGAAUACAGAGGUCAGAGGUCGGUAGAUGCUUUUUCAAAGUUCAUCAAGGAACAGAUGACGAGCAGAAUUAUAGAAUUUCAUGCCUUGAGUGAUCUCAAUGUUGAUACUUCUAAGAGAACUAUCAUUGCUUACCUUGAAAGCAAAGACAGUGACAACUUCAAGACUUUUGAAAAAGUGGCAGAAGAGUUUAGAGAUGAUUGCAGUUUUCAUGUUGGAGUUGGGGAUGCUUCUCUCAAAGAAAGACAGACAGGAGAAAAUAUUGUCUUCAGGCCUCAACAUAGAGGUGCUGAAGGAGAAAUGGUUUACAUGGGAGAUCUUCGCAACUAUGAACUCAUGAAGAGUUGGAUUUCAGACAAGUGCAUUCCUCUGGUCAGAGAAAUAACUUUUGAGAAUGCUGAAGAACUCACUGAGGAGGGUAUUCCGUUUCUUCUUUUGUUUCAUCAUCCCGAUGAUAAGCAAAGCGUGGACCUGUUCAAAUUAGAAGUUGCCAGAGAGCUUGUGCAGGAAAAGGGAAACAUCAAUUUUCUUAUCGCUGAUGGGCUCAAAUUCUCUCAUCCACUGCAUCACUUGGGAAAAGGACCUGAGGACCUUCCUCUCGUUGCGAUUGACAGCUUUAAACAUAUGUAUCUUUUGCCAAAGUUUGAUGACAUCAAGAAACCAGGAAGACUCAAGAAGUUUGUUAAGGAUUUGCACUCAGGAAAACUGCACAGAGAGUUCCAUCAUGGACCUGAUCCAGCAGAACAAGGACACGAGGAAGAAGAGGAGACUACUGAGACAGAGAGUCCAGAAGUAACAGGGACAGAAACAGAAACAGAAACAGGCCAAGGUGCUGAAACACAGAGGACAGGAUCAGGAAAAGCAAACAGCGGAUCAGGACGUAAAGAACAAACCUCACCCCCGGAGACUGUAUUUAAGAAACUUGCCCCUAGUUACAACAGAUACACCUUGCUUAGGGACGAAUUGUAACUGACUUUGUUUUUAAUACCCAGCUGUAAAUUUAUAAGCAGUAUUUUUGAAAAUAUAAGUAGGGACAACUAGAAGAGAAGGGAUUUUGAUAACUGUUGAUAUUAAGUAGGGAGGAGUGGAGGCAAGGCUGGUGUGACUCUUUGGGGUAGGAGUGGGGAAUUCCUCCUUUAUAACCAGGUCGUUAAAGUUAUUUGUGUUGUGUUGACAUAGGUAUGUAGUGUAACAAUCAUAAUUUAUAAACCACAACAGUGUUCAAAAUCCCUGAUUUCAAAAUGGGCAAUAAGUGAUCAAAUGAAAAGGUAAAAUUUUGACUUAGAGUCUGUCAUUAGCUUUUCAGUGGAAGAAUUCGUGUACAAGAAGGGAAUACUUCUGUAAGUGGCCAGAAAAUCCAACGGAAUAGUUGUUGAAUUUAUUGUAAAAUCUAUUCUUUUCCCCAAGUUCUCCAUUCUCUUCGCCCUUUGAAACAGACCGUUAGACUGAGGUAACGGGGGGGACAGAAAAACGGAAAUAUUUGUCUUUUAUGUAAUGGUUAGUUCAAAUGAACUCAAGGCAGUGUAACAAAAAACGUCCGCGGCAUAUUUUGUUUACGAAGGGUGAUAUGUGAUAGAUUAUUAAAGAACAAUUAAAUAUGGGACUCGUAAGACUCAAGGCAUUUUCUCUCUCCAAUAUUUGAUGAUUGACAGGAACUGGGCCCCUACCCCUCCCUUAACAAAACAGCAACUUUAGUUGUAAUGUUGGCUUAGGGGAGGGGUGAGUGCUUAGUUGCUAAGAUAUUGAAAUUGAUCCUAUUCUGUCAGCCAUGAUAAGGAUUUUUGAGAACCUUAUCUAAGUUUCUCACAUUUUUAGCUUGUGACUGAGCUUUUAGAUGAAUUUUUGUUUCAUGUACAACAACCAGGUAUUUUAUUUAUGACAAAAAAGAUGGCAUACAUUUUUGAGCUCAAGAAUCAAAAUAAAGACAUUUCUUUGUUGGAAA